UGCUAAUUUCUCUAUUCGUGAUCAAAAUAUACCAAUAUCCAAACGAAAAAAGGAUUUGGCAGAAAAUAGAAAGAUUUCAGAAGACAAUUUUUUUUCUUUAUAGUCAAUUUGGCAUCUGAGGCCCAAUUCAAAUACCAGAUCUUAACCGCUGGAAAGUUCGGACCAGAAGCCAGUGUCUCUCCGAUAGCGAUGACAAGACCCAUGGACCCUGCAAGCAAGAUUAGCGACGAAGAUUUAAACAGAUACAGGCCUUUGACGACGAACUUAUGUCGUGAUGAUCAUGACAAAGUAACCACGGGGACACCGCAACCCCAGACACAUCGCCUGCUCGAGAACCUCGAGGGAUGUGACUGGGAGCAGCUUGAGAAAAGAUAUACAGAUACGAUGCAGCACUACAGAGAAGCGGAGGCAGGUAUUCGCUCGCAGGUAACUGAACUGCUUGAGAUCUUCAUGGCCUGGUCACACGUAACAGUCCAGCAAGAUGAAACCCGAGCCUUUAAAAGGUUCAAAACCCAAACGCAACAUGUAGGAAUCUCAGAGGACGGUUUAGAAUCCAAGAAAAAACAUUACACUGAGGUUGUGAAGGCUUUCGAGAGUGCUCUCGCUCUACUUGACCACCAAUAAUGGAUUGAAAGAGGGUUGAUAUGUGGUGCCGUAUCUAUAAUGCCUUUAAUGCCAUGUCCUGCGUUUUCCUCUUUGUUCUCAUGAAGCAUUAUUUUAGCCUAUUUGCCCACAGCGAGCCCGUACCUGGU
Molecule: messenger RNA, 752 nt
Organism: Penicilliopsis zonata CBS 506.65
Lineage: Eukaryota; Fungi; Ascomycota; Eurotiomycetes; Eurotiales; Aspergillaceae
Exons: 4
Coding region: 190-624 (144 amino acids)
Source: RefSeq, a predicted model, not a curated record